AUGCGGCAAUCAAUCUACCCAUUUUGGGCUGUCCUUCUCCUUUGUGUCGCUCAGGCUGGCCUAUUCGUCUGGUAUGGCGUAAUUCUCGGCUUUUUGCCACUAGCUACAUCCUUAUUAGUACUACUAUCAUUAGCUCCACCCCGAGACCCAUCCGAUGGCCCACGACGUCUAUUUUGGCGCUCCGUAGCGGCCGUGGCGAUGGUGGGCGUGAUUUUUGUGAACGCGACGCACGCGCUGGAGAUGUUGACGGAGCAGGUGAACGCGGCUGCCGACACUGAUCAUCAUCACGGCCAUGACUCGACCGGCAAGAUACCUUUUGGGUACCUGGUCACCGCCGCCGUGGAUUUCCUGUUGAAAAGCGUGCUGAUCGUGACGCGGACGAUUCCGCACUUUGGCUACCAGCGGACGGCGCCCGUAUUCGGGCUGUUGUGCACGCCGGCUGUUGUGAUGGGCGCAGUGGCUGGCCUCUCUCAUCUGGCCCACUAUGAAAAUUGGCUGUGGGAGCACUUGGUGCCUCUAUCCACCAUCAUCUUCUCGAUCAUCACUAUACUACUCGCCUUCCCGUUCUUCCGUCACCUCCGAGGAUAUCUCUUCCAUUUCGCUCCCAAAGCGUUCGAUCUCGGCUUCCUCAAGAAGGACGUUCAUGCGAGGUUCCCAACAGUUGAAAUUCGGCAUUGCCACGUUUUCCGGAUCUGGCCUCGUGGUGCUUCUGAAGCACAUCUUCGCGUGGCCAUCAAGGUCGACAAGUCGGACAGAGAAUGGGGACGGAUCGGCGCUAAGCUUUACAAUGAAGUCGGCCGAUGCAUUCAAGAUGCCCUCAAGUCGACUUGUGGGACAGGCAAGAUCAUCAUCGAGCCGAUGUUCGUCGACAAAAAGCUUCCAACGCCCGAAACAUCGAUUUGCGUAGGAAAAGCCUGCCAAACCAGAUCUCUCUGUUGCUGCCCGUCAGACAAAAAACAACUCGAUGAAGAGCUUCUUUGC
Mesorhabditis spiculigera is the source of this 981-nucleotide messenger RNA. The record is from the annotation of a GenBank genome assembly. Lineage: Eukaryota; Metazoa; Nematoda; Chromadorea; Rhabditida; Rhabditidae.